This is a messenger RNA of Boleophthalmus pectinirostris (great blue-spotted mudskipper), 789 nucleotides long. RefSeq lists its product as uncharacterized. The record is from RefSeq and is a predicted model, not a curated record. The coding region runs from base 1 to 789 and encodes 262 amino acids. The transcript is spliced from 2 exons. Lineage: Eukaryota; Metazoa; Chordata; Actinopteri; Gobiiformes; Gobiidae.
AUGGAAUUUACGAAAUGGAAGUUACCUGAGCUGGAGGACAGAGCGGCCACAAGGACAGGCCCGGAAGAGCGUGUGAGCCAAAAGGGGGAACGACUGAGAAGGGAGCGCUUAAAUAGGCCACCAGCGCAGCGCCACGGAACGCCAGCGUACCCAACCCCCUCACCGUACCCCACCCCCUCACCGUACCCCACCACCUCACCGUACCCCACCCCCUCACCAUCACCUCACCAUACCCCCUCACCAUACCCCACCCCCUCACCCCCAUCACCUCACCAUACCCCACCCCUCACCAUACCCCACCCCCCACCCCCUCACCAUACCCCACCCCCUCACCAUACCCCACCCCUCACCAUACCCCACCACCAUACCCCACCUCACCAUACCCCACCCCCUCACCAUACCCCCCCCUCACCAUACCCCACCCCCUCACCAUACCCCCACCUCACCAUCCCCCUCACCAUACCCCACCCCCCACCCCCUCACCAUACCCCACCCCCUCACCAUACCCCACCCACCUCACCAUACCCACCUCACCACCCCACCCCCUCACCAUACCCCACCCCCUCACCAUACCUCACCAUACCCCACCUCACCAUACCCCCACCCCCUCACCCAUACCUCACCAUACCCCACCCUCACCAUACCCCACCCCCUCACCAUACCCCACCCCCUCACCAUACCCACCCCCCCUCACCAUACCACCCACCCCCCACCAUACCCACCACCUCACCAUACCCCACCCCCAUCCCCCACCAUACCCCACCCCCUCACCAUACCCCACCCCCCUGA